AGCUCCAAAUGGCACCACUAACGGAUUUACUUUCUUGCAGUGUAAUAGAGAAAGACUGUAAUGGAGAUGUGUUGUGGACAUGGUCGUAUCCAGCUGUUACAGAAUCUCAGAAGACUGUAGUUACAAGAAAAUGCAAUUUAAAGUUGGAGCAUACAUCUCCUCAUGUAUUUGUAUGUGCGAGACAUGGACACGAUUGGUUCUACAUACAUUGCAGCGAGGUAUUUGACUCUGACAAACUACCGAAGGUAAAACAGUUUGCGUUGGUUCUUUUUGCAAAGGACUUUAAUCCACAAAAGUAUGAAGUGCUCUCAAGGGUCCUUAGCAAGAUGUAUUGCAAAACUGGAAAGCCGACGGAAAUUUUACAGUUAUACCUAUCUGUAUUUACAAAGGGAUCAUGUUCGACACAAGAGAAUGGAACGUUUGUCUCUGAUGAUUUUAAUACUCAUCGUUUUGCAGCUAGUACCAAUGUCAAAGAGCUGAUUAAAACAUUCGAAUUAGAAACAAUUUUGAUAUAUACCGCUCUCUUAUUGAAAAAGAAAAUUAUUGUAUACCAUCACAGUCUGGAGCAACUUCUUAAGUGGAUAAGAACAUUUCCUGCGUUGAUGAAACAUAGGAAAGUUACUGACAAUCUCUUUCCUUGGAUUGAUUUGGUGAACGAUGAGUUGAUCGAAUUGAAGAAAUAUUCGCACUAUGUGGCAGGCUGCAGUAAUAGCUCAAUAUCGUCAAGGAUAGAUCUGUACGAUCUACUUGUAAAUAUUCCUGCUAGAGAAAUUACUGUAGCACCGCACGCCAAAGAAAGUCUUACAAUGACAAAAACCCACAAGGAAAUAGCUUUGUUCAUGGUUCAACUAUGUGAAAAUCAAAACUACACAGAAGCACAGGUUAUAUCCGAGAUAAGUGACAAAACGCAAGAUCUUCUAAAUCAGUUAACUUCGUUAGCGACAGUGCAAACUCCAGAUGGCAAAAGAAUGAUAUCUGUCGAGAUAUUUAAAGAAAAAAAUUUGGCGCCGGCUGUAGAAAAUUUUCUCAUUAAUUUGGCCAUUGCUGAAAAUCUCUUUGUAUUAUAAUAAUUUUAUAAAUUAAAGUCUUUAAACAUAUGUUGAACG
Messenger RNA from Cyphomyrmex costatus, 1106 nucleotides. RefSeq names its product putative protein FAM45B. NCBI's taxonomy places the organism in Eukaryota, Metazoa, Arthropoda, Insecta, Hymenoptera, Formicidae. The record is from RefSeq and is a predicted model, not a curated record. The transcript has 5 exons. Gene Ontology annotation, biological process: regulation of early endosome to late endosome transport; protein transport. Gene Ontology annotation, molecular function: small GTPase binding; guanyl-nucleotide exchange factor activity. Bases 9 to 1067 code for a protein of 352 amino acids. Gene Ontology annotation, cellular component: late endosome.